Messenger RNA from Ornithorhynchus anatinus (platypus), 1985 nucleotides. Its product is annotated as keratin, type II cytoskeletal 6A-like. Gene Ontology annotation, biological process: intermediate filament organization; keratinization. Gene Ontology annotation, molecular function: structural constituent of skin epidermis. The record is from RefSeq and is a predicted model, not a curated record. Lineage: Eukaryota; Metazoa; Chordata; Mammalia; Monotremata; Ornithorhynchidae. Bases 25 to 1698 code for a protein of 557 amino acids. The transcript has 9 exons. Gene Ontology annotation, cellular component: keratin filament.
UUCCCUCGCUCUCCUCCAGUCGCCAUGUCCUGCAAGUCGACCGUCACCAUGCACAGCAGCGGACGCCGUGGCUUCAGCGCCGCAUCUGCCCUGGCCCCCGGAGCUUGCCGGACCGGGUUCAGCUCGCUCUCCGUGUCCCGCUCCGGGGCCGGGGGCAGCGGCUUCGGCCGGGUCUGCGGCGGGGGCGCCGGCGGAGCCGGCUUCGGCAGCCGCAGCCUCUACAACCUGGGCGGAUCCAAGCGCAUCUCCAUCAGUGCCGGAGGCUGCUACGGCGGGAGAGGUGGCGUUGUCGGUAGCGGGUUCGGAUCCGGCUUCGGCGGCGGCUUCGGCGGCGGCUUCGGCUCCGGCAUGGGCGGCGGCUUCGGGGGCGGCUUCGGCGGAGGCUUCCCCGUGUGCCCCCCGGGCGGCAUCCAGGAGGUGACCAUCAACCAGAGCCUCCUGGCCCCCCUGAACCUGCAGAUCGACCCCACCAUCCAGCGGGUGCGGACCGAGGAGCGCGAGCAGAUCAAGACCCUCAACAACAAGUUCGCCUCCUUCAUCGACAAGGUGCGCUUCCUGGAGCAACAGAACAAGGUGCUGGACACCAAGUGGCAGUUGUUGCAGCAGCAGGGGACCAAGACUGUGAAUCAGAACCUGGAGCCGUUGUUCGAGUCCUACAUCAGCAACCUGAGACGCCAGCUGGACUCCAUCCUGAGCGAGCGUGGCCGGCUGGAUUCCGAGCUCCGGGGCAUGCAGGACCUGGUGGAGGACUUCAAGGCCAAGUAUGAGGACGAAAUCAACAAGCGUACCGCGGCCGAGAACGAAUUUGUGACCCUGAAGAAGGAUGUCGACGCCGCUUACAUGAACAAGGUGGAACUGACCGCCAAGGUAGACUCCCUGAUGGACGAGAUCAACUUCCUGAGGGCGCUGUACGAGAUGGAGCUGUCCCAGAUGCAGACCCAGAUCUCUGACACGUCGGUGGUCCUGACCAUGGACAACAACCGCUGCUUGGACCUGGACAGCAUCAUCGCCGAGGUCAAAGCCCAGUACGAAGAGAUCGCCCAGCGCAGCCGGGCCGAGGCCGAGUCCUGGUACCAGUCCAAGUACGAGGAGCUGCAGCAGACCGCCGGCCGCCACGGGGAUGACCUGCGCAACACCAAGCACGAGAUCUCCGAGAUGAACCGCAUGAUCCAGCGACUCCGGUCUGAGAUCGACCACGUCAAGAAGCAGUGCGCCAACCUGCAAGCCGCCAUCGCUGACGCGGAGCAGCGCGGUGAGCUGGCCCUCAAGGACGCCCGGGUCAAGCUGGAGGAGCUGGAGGCCGCCCUGCAGAAGGCCAAGCAGGACAUGGCCCGCCAGCUGCGCGAGUACCAGGAGCUGAUGAACGUCAAGCUGGCCCUGGAUGUGGAGAUCGCUACCUACCGCAAGCUUUUGGAGGGCGAGGAGUGCAGGCUGAGCGGAGAAGGGGUCGGACCCGUCAAUAUCUCCGUGGUCAGCUCCACCGUGUCCAGCGGCCACGGUGGCGGCAGCGGUGUCUGCAGCGGCUACGGCCUGGGCGGAGGCAGCGGGCUCUCCGGAGGCCUGAGCGUGGGCGGCUCCUCGUUCAGCUCCAGCAGCGGGCGGUGUCUCGGCGGCGGCUUCGGCUCCGGCAGCACCGGCAGCUCGAGCGUCCGGUUCAGUACCACCACGUCCUCCAGCCGGAAGAGCUACAAGCACUAGAGGCGGGUACUUCAAACCGUCUCGUCCCUUCGCCUCUCAACCCCUGCCCACUCCGGCCGUCCCCUGGGGGCUGCUCUCGGCCCCGGCUCGCCUGGCCCCUUGCACUGUGGGCUUCGCCUGGCUCCCGCUCCCUCGCCAGACCUCCCUCCCCACCGUGUCCCGCGGGGAGGCUGAAUCCAGGAGUGGCAUCCCCCUUCGGGGCGGACAGAACCUCUCUCUGGGAUGUGUGUUUCUCUGCUCCCUCCCCUGCCUCCUGUUUGUCCAAUAAAGCGCAUUUGUGAUAUCUA